Molecule: messenger RNA, 1640 nt
Organism: Brachypodium distachyon (stiff brome)
Lineage: Eukaryota; Viridiplantae; Streptophyta; Magnoliopsida; Poales; Poaceae
Product: beta-1,6-galactosyltransferase GALT31A
Exons: 11
Coding region: 129-1286 (385 amino acids)
Cellular component (GO): Golgi membrane
Molecular function (GO): hexosyltransferase activity
Source: RefSeq, a predicted model, not a curated record
UCCAUUGCAGAUGAGCAGGGCAAGGCAAAAGCAAAAGAACCAAAGAGCUCUCUCUCUGUUUCUCUCUCCCCCACGGCUUUCCCUCUCCUCCCGUUCGAACGAGGAACCCGAGAAGAGGGCCGGCGGCGAUGGCCGCGGCGAGGCCGCACCACCACAGGGCGCUGCCGCCGGGGCGGGUGCCCACGAGCUGGGUGGCCGCGCUCUGCACCGCCUGCUUCCUCCUCGGCGUCUGCCUCGUCAAUCGGUAUUGGGCGGUUCCAGAGCCACCCGGUUGCCGAAACAAGGCAAGUUCUGAUCGUUCGAGGGCCGGCGUGCUGAAUCAAGUCUCACAGACUCGCGAAGUCGUCAUCGCGCUGGACAGGACGAUCUCCGACAUCGAGAUGCGGCUCGCUGCUGCCAGAGCUGCUGUGCAGAUGAGGAACCAAGGCGUGUCGCCGAGUGAUUCGGCGGUUGACCAGGGAAGCAUGCCGCGCAGAUUGUUUUUCGUCAUGGGCAUUUUCACAACGUUCGCUAAUCGGAAGCGUAGGGACUCUAUCAGGCAGACAUGGAUGCCGCGAGGUGAGCAUUUGCAAAGGCUGGAGAAGGAGAAGGGCAUUGUCAUCCGUUUUGUUAUUGGACGAAGUCCUGACAGUGAAGUGGAGCGUGCCAUAGAUGCCGAAGAUAAAGAUCACAAUGAUAUUUUGAGACUCAAUCAUGCCGAAGGCUAUGGUGGUCUACCUUUGAAGAUUCAGAUGUUUCUGUCAACUUCUCUGUCCACAUGGGAUGCUGAUUUCUAUAUCAAAGUUGAUGACGAUGUUCAUGUCAACAUUGGUGUCAUCAGAUCGAUUUUGGCACGGCACAGGUCAAAACCUCGGGUUUACAUUGGCUGCAUGAAGUCCGGACCUGUUAUUGCUAAUAAUGAAUCUGAGUAUUAUGAACCGGAUCAUUGGAAGUUUGGCACUGAGGGUAACAACUACUUUAGGCAUGCUACACGGCAACUGUAUGGUAUAACCAGGGAUUUAGCGACUUACAUAUCGAUAAACCGGCAUAUCUUGCACAAGUUUACAAAUGAAGAUGUGUCAUUUGGUUCUUGGUUGAUCGGGUUGGAUGUUGAGCAUGUUGAUGAGAGAAGCCUUUGUUGUGGUACUCCUCCAGACUGCGAAUGGAAGGCACAGGGCGGGAACCCGUGCGCAGCAUCCUUCGACAGGAACUGCUCCGGCAUCUGCAACCCGGCGGAGAGGAUGGAGGAGGUACAUCGGCGAUGCUGGGAGCAUCGCGUGGCUCCGCCGCAACAAGCCCAGUCUUGAGUGGCACUGGCACUGGCACGGCACACUCUGCAGCAAGCGCAGUUUUGACGACCAAGAAGGGUGGCAUUGGCAUCCUCGUGCUGCUGCUCCAUGUAAACUCAUGUAAAUUGUUGGUCAGUAGACGCAGACAGAGUAGCUGUUCUGCAGUGGUCCGGGUACAUUUGCUCGAACUGGAGAAAAAGAAAAGAAGUUCAUUGCACAACACGACACAAAUUCGAAUGCAGCUAUAACUGCAGGGUGAAGAUUUUAGGUCGUGUUAGAUAUCUGAAUAGUAGUAUCUCAUAUGUGGAAAUGAAUGCAGGAAUGUAUGCAAUGUCUUUCUGGGGGCUUCUUGCUGCGCCUGUUUUUCACUUA